UAAAGUUCAAGCCAACGGCCGUGUAGUUCAAUUAGUUAACUAAGCGUACCCCGUUUAACCUCACUUAGAGCGGCACAGGAAAAAUGCUUCUUAAAAACAGUGUUGUAGUGGUUCUGGCGAUGCUGGUGGCCGCAGGAGCUGCCGCCUCUAACACCCAGCAAGAGCAGCAGAUGAUCAAUCUGAUCAACGAAAUCGACAGCGAGGACAGCUUUCCGCUGUUCAGUGGGCUGACAAUCGAACGAGUCGACUCAGCUGACGGAGCGCGAUCCUUCCCAGCUGUCGACGAAGAUUUGGCUGACCGUGCCGUGCGCUAUCUGAACAGCCACAGUGUGAAGUUUAGCAUUCCUGCCGGUGAGGAAAGCGAAGGCCGCCAAAUGGAGGAAGCACGCAGCAGCCGACUGAAGAGAGUGUUUCUCCCGCUGCUGCUGGCAUUGAAACUGAAGAUGUCGAUCGUCUUGCCAAUCCUACUCACCAUUAUCAAGUUGAUCUCACUGAAGGGAUUGAUUGCCGGUCUUUUGGCACUGAAGUUCUCCAUCUUCACUUUUUUGAAGGAUCUAUUCAACAAGAAACAGGAGCGUGUAACCACCGCUUACAUCACCAGUGCCCAGCCGGUGAAUGCCGAAAUCGUGCACCAGGACUGGCACCGUAACGGACAAGCAUCGCCGCAGGAGCUGGCGUAUGGUGCCUACAAUCCGUAUGCUACCCUACAGUAAACGAAGAUCAAACAAGAACGACCACCAAAAUAACGUCCAGCUUUUUCACACUUGUUCAUCGUCGCACAUAUUUAUUUAUUUAUUGCAUUUCAUUUCGAAACUUUUAAUCAUUGUAGCAUCGACAUUUCGACUGUUUUAAUUUCUGUUUUAUUUUUGUAAGUUCUUGUGUAUGUAAACCGUCAAUUCUUUUCAUGUUUUUUUGUGUAAAUACGAAGCACGAGUAGAAA
Wyeomyia smithii (pitcher-plant mosquito) is the source of this 940-nucleotide messenger RNA. RefSeq lists its product as uncharacterized. The record is from RefSeq and is a predicted model, not a curated record. Bases 84 to 713 code for a protein of 209 amino acids. NCBI's taxonomy places the organism in Eukaryota, Metazoa, Arthropoda, Insecta, Diptera, Culicidae. The transcript is spliced from 3 exons.